Messenger RNA from Haplochromis burtoni (Burton's mouthbrooder), 2720 nucleotides. It is a transcript of the gene ikzf5, whose product is annotated as IKAROS family zinc finger 5. Gene Ontology annotation, molecular function: DNA-binding transcription factor activity; RNA polymerase II cis-regulatory region sequence-specific DNA binding. The record is from RefSeq and is a predicted model, not a curated record. Lineage: Eukaryota; Metazoa; Chordata; Actinopteri; Cichliformes; Cichlidae. The coding region runs from base 592 to 1866 and encodes 424 amino acids. The transcript has 4 exons. Gene Ontology annotation, biological process: regulation of transcription by RNA polymerase II.
UCGACAAGAAGCUACGGUGGCCUCUUGUAUCUGUAACUAACAUAUCACGCGUUCCUGGGUUUGUUAGAGCUUUAUUCGUAGGAACUCUCGUUUUACACCGUAGCUGUGGCAGGAGGGUUUUUGCGGACGAACACAGAGUGAACUUUAACCCCGGUAAAAUGGGCUAUUGUUUUGAUUUAGUAGGCUUCUUUUUCGUGUGAAUAAUUACUAGUUUGUCGAUAGAGGGAAACAUUUAAUCGCUCCGGUAUUAUUGAGGAUCUAGUUAAGCGUAAAUGAUGACCAGAAAUCCGGGGUAGCUCUUUAACAGAGAUGCUUUCUUCAAGAUAAGCUAAAGUUAGCUUUUCGGCUAAUGUAGCGUAGCGUAGCUUUGGUAACAACAUCGCGAAGAUGAGGAGCACCGUGUAGGACAGACGGAGCAGACGUCGGAAAGCGGCGAUUUCCUGCUUGUCAAUCAUAUUAUCCCAGGGUUAUCCUGUCUGUGUGUCUGGAUUACCACAAAACAGAAUUUCAGAUCAAACCCAUCGAAACAUUUAAGUCGUUGUUUUAGCUUUGAAGAGUGUUGGACCUUUGCAUCACUCGCACAUUCUUUCGAUGGGGGAGGAAAAACCGGACACGCUGGACUUUGUGAAGGAUUUUCAGGAGUAUCUGAGCCAGCAGACUCAACAUGUCAACAUGAUAUCAGGCUCUGUCAGCGGCGUCAAGGAGGCGGAUGAGCUGCCAGCAGCAGACUGCAGUCAGAAUGGACUGGAUCACCCCUCAGUGGACAUGUCAUUGGAGGACAACUCAGGGAUCCUGGUAGAUGGUUUCGAGAGGACCUAUGAUGGCAAGCUCAAGUGCCGCUACUGCAACUAUGCUACCAGAGGCACAGCACGGCUCAUUGAACACAUUCGAAUUCACACAGGAGAGAAACCUCACCGCUGCCACCUCUGCCCAUUUGCUUCGGCCUACGAGCGUCACCUGGAGGCCCACAUGAGAUCGCACACUGGCGAGAAACCUUACAAGUGUGAGCUGUGCUCAUUCCGCUGCAGCGAUCGUAGCAACUUGUCACACCAUCGCCGGAGACGUCACAAACUCCUGCCAAUGAAAGGCGCCCGCUCACUGUCCCAUAAGAAGAUGCUGAGUGUUUUACAGAAAAAAGCCAGUUCAUUGGGCUAUGGCCGCAGGCUCCUUAUCAAUUUCAGCCCCCCUUCUAUGGUGGUGCACAAGGCUGACAAUGUGAACGACUUCUCCCAUGAGUUGCCCCACUUACGUCAGGAAACCUAUGAUAAUCAAAGUCGAGCAGGCGAGGACGCUCUCUCCGCAAACCAAAAUCACCAUCACCAUGAUAUGGUCGUGGAUAACCCCCUGAACCAGUUGUCUACUCUGGCAGGCCAGUUGGCCAGUCUCCCCUCAGAGUCCCAGCCCCAGACUCAGCCUUCGAUGUCUCCAGGAGCAGAGUCUAUCAUUGAUGAGAAGCCAUUCCUCAUCCAGCAGCCACACCCUGCCACGGCUCCUGUUGCUGUGACAGCCAAUAUGGCCCAUGCUUCUUCCUCAUCCCCAAUCCCCCCAGAACCCCGGGCUCCUCCCCACAGUAAUUGCAGUCCUGGAGCGGGACCGUGCAGCGAGCACAGUGGGCGCACCAGCACCCCUAGUAUCUCCAACAGCCAGCCCAGUACGCCAGCUCCCGGCCUGUCCGCCCCACUUCAGGACCCCCACAUGCUGCAUCACUGCCAGCACUGUGAUAUCUACUUCCCUGACAACAUCCUCUACACCAUUCACAUGGGCUGCCAUGGCUACGAGAACCCAUUCCAGUGCAACAUCUGCGGCCACAAGUGCAAGAGCAAGUACGACUUUGCCUGCCACUUUGCACGCGGGCAACACAAGUAAUGGAUGAAUGAGGAAAACUUUAAAAGAACUUUUAAUGGACCCCUAUGUUUUAUUAUUUCUAUAGUAAUAUUAUUUAUUUAUCUUUCAUUUGGCCUUUAUGUAGCCUUGUCUUUGAAAGUUGUACUUAAACAGGAAAAUAGCAACAUUCAGAUGAAUUUUGUAUAGUUAAAGGUGCCCAUUCAAGUGUAUUACAAAGGGAUGGUCAGUGUUUUUAACAGGUUGAGAAUUUAUUUGUGACAGCAGUUGCAGUGACAUUCACCUACUGUCAUUGAUCAGGAAAAAGCUUGACUAUGUAGUGAAAUGUAAGACACUUUAUUCAAGGCUACUAAAUUUACCAUGUUGGUUUCAAUCUUCUUUUUCCUUUGGUAUAAAAAAGAAAAAGAACUUUGCUCAAAGUGGACCUUUCCCCCACAGGCAAACAGAUCAGAUUUUUUCUACAAGGUAAAACCAGUGACUGCUGAAUGAAUAACUUUCAGCUAUUUGGCAGUUUCUUGUAGAUGAUCUUUUAAUGUUGCAUUUGGGAAUGGAACAGGUGAAACGCUGCAAGAAUGAGGCAACAUAGGAUUUUGAAAUUGAUACCCUGGGUGUAUCCUGCAAAAAAUCCCAGCUCCCAUCCCAGUGACAUUGACCUUAAGGUCAAGGUCAGACGUCAAGUUUCAAAACUUGAAAGAGGCAUCUUACAGGAUGAGGGGUAACACUGACAGCACCCAGUUUUCAGUGUUGUAUUCACUGAAAUCUCUGUAAAGAGUACUGCAUAAUUUUUGCUUGCUUGCCAAGAGAGUGAAAGAGGGAAGGUCUACUAGAAUAUCAAAUCUGCAUUAACAACAUGUCCCUUUCCCAAAAUUGGAAAGUUG